CCGUAAGUACUUGUGUUUUCAUUACUUACUCUUAUUUUCAUCCCACUGUGCGUGAAUUUGCUAGUGAGUGUCAACGGCAAGAGCCCCCUGAGGCCCGCACACUGAAGAGCCCCUUCUCUGCGAUAUAUCGGUGGAUUCCUUCCAUGCAUUUCUAUGCAGCACCGCUUUCCUCUGAGUCUUAAUCGUGUUUGUGUCUUUACAGACCACAACCUUCAUCACCUCCCGCUUCAACAACGACUACCUCAACAGCUACUCCAAGAUGGCUCCGCCUGCUUUAUCUGAUGAGGAGCGCAUGAAAUACGCACGACAGCUCCAGUCUUUCUUCGGUUCCAGCGACGGAGGAAAGGGAAGGGGCCGGGGAGGCGUUGGCGACGGUCCUCGCACCCAGAAUCGAACUCAGCAAGCUACUCGUGACUUCACACCUACCCGCUCGCGACAGGUCACUAAUCCCACACGCGCGGUGCCUUGUCCCCUUGGCCUUGCGGACAAGGACUGGUUGGCUCCAGCACCGAAGAAAACGUCAGCCACCCCGUCCCAGACAGCUGAAGCUAUACCAGCUCGUCCUAGCACCAGCAACGGCGUCCCUUCCGUGAAGAACGAUUCUGGCGUUAAAAGUUCUGCUGAGUCAAAAAGCGUCACCAACUCAAUCACCUCGAACGAUGCAGCAAGUGCCAAUGUCAACGGCUCCCAGGCUACAGUACAGCCUUCCUCUGCUUUGAAUGCUAUGAAAGGGAAAGACUUCCUACUCAAGCUUCGACGUGAGCAUGCCGCAAGAGUGGCAAAGUUGACCGCAGGUGAACCCAAACCUGCUGACACCACCACUUCGAACGGUGCCUCGUCCACGGACACGAUGACUUCAAGCGUCUGUUUGGACGAUCUUGUAGCCAGCAAGGGCAGCAAUGCCAAACCUGUCGCUGCUGAGAAACUCGCGGGGGGGCCUGAUCAACCUGGACAUGCAGGUGAAUUAGCAACCCAAAAGCAGACCGAAGGGCCUCGGAACCCGAUUCCUCAAGAUGACCGCGCAGGCAGCUCCAAGCAUCUCGCAGGCAACUUGUUAACCACUUCUUCGAGCUCUAGACCAGAGCGCAAGACUGAUGAGGCUCUCCUGGUAGACCUCUCCGAUGGUGCCAACCCUGCCCUGAGCGCCACUGCGGUUGAAGCGUGCAGCGAGAGGAUUACGAUGACGGGUAUGAUGCAAGCUCUACAGCCAUCCAAGUUGGCUGUGUCCGGACAAAAGUCUCCUAUAAUCGAGUCUGACCCUACAGACAAUAACAACAACCGUCCGGAAGCCAAUAUUCAGCAAGGACCACCAACAAAUCUCACCGCGAUGGAUCACAACGCCGACGGCGAGCAUAAGCUCAAGAAGACCGUCGCGGCUGCUGCCAAAGAGAAUGAAGGCAGUGGUGAUGGUUGCAAAAAACAUUCCGAGGUGCAAUCUGAUGUUCCAACUCCGAUGGGCUUCGGGUCAUUCCCACCACCGGGCCCCUUGGCUGAUACUACAAAUGCUUUCUGCGCGGCGCACCUUCAACAACAGAGUCUUGCUGAAAUCACACCGAUCGGGGCCUCCACUGGAUACCUCUACACCAUAACACCGGUCAUCUCUACGCCGCUAGGGGGUAUGACCAUGGGCACGACCUCUGGCCAGUUGCAUCUGAACACCCCUGUGGCAACACAGCCAAUUUUGCCUGCGAUCAAUGUGGCGCAAAAGGAGAACAUUUGUCCACAGAACUACGUCGCUGCUCCCCCUUCGGAGUAUAGGCCUCGUCGAGUAGCUACAGACCAAGGCAAACAAGGCCUGGGUUCUUCUCGCUGGGCCACUGAUUGACCCGGUGAAGUGCAGAUUCAGGGUACGGAUUUUGAGGCCCUGCGCAAAGCGGCAGCAAGGCAAUAGUGAGAGCGAGUGAGCGAACAAAAGGAGAAGAAUGUUGGCCUUGGACAAGGCUACCAGGAAAGUUGCGUUG
Messenger RNA from Emericellopsis atlantica, 1961 nucleotides. RefSeq lists its product as uncharacterized. Lineage: Eukaryota; Fungi; Ascomycota; Sordariomycetes; Hypocreales; Bionectriaceae. Bases 260 to 1825 code for a protein of 521 amino acids. The transcript has 3 exons. The record is from RefSeq and is a predicted model, not a curated record.